This is a messenger RNA of Pseudophryne corroboree (corroboree frog), 2868 nucleotides long. RefSeq names its product cytochrome P450 4B1-like. Lineage: Eukaryota; Metazoa; Chordata; Amphibia; Anura; Myobatrachidae. The record is from RefSeq and is a predicted model, not a curated record. The transcript is spliced from 12 exons. Gene Ontology annotation, molecular function: monooxygenase activity; heme binding; oxidoreductase activity, acting on paired donors, with incorporation or reduction of molecular oxygen. Bases 103 to 1647 code for a protein of 514 amino acids.
GGCAGGUCCCGUCCCUCUUUCCUUCCCAGUGCUCUCCUACCAGUCCUCUUGCACCAGUCCUAUCUGUUAGUCCGGUCACAUCCAGUGGAUAUUAUCAUCACUAUGGAUUUGUCAGUCCUGCUGCCUGUCCCCGUCUUCCCUCUCAGUGUCAGUAAGCUCUGUCGCUGGGCUGUCUGCCUCGGUCUCUUUUAUUUGCUGUUUAAAGCCUUUAAGUUGUAUUUGAAUUGGAGAAAGCUGGUGACUGCAUUCCAACAUUUCCCAGGUCCUGAUUGUCACUGGCUAUAUGGCAAUGCCCGUGAGUUUCUGAAGACUACAGGGAACUUGGAACUCACCAUACGAUGGGCUCAGACGUAUACUUAUGGAUUUCCCUUGUGGCUGGGAAAGCUAUUUGCAGCACUUAUAAUCACACAUCCUGAUUAUGCAAAGGCUAUUCUCUCCAGGCAGGAUCCCAAGGAUGAUGUGACCUACAGAUUUGUAAUCCCUUGGAUUGGUGAAGGAUUAUUGAUCACCUCUGGGGAAAAGUGGUUUCAUCUCCGGAAAUUGCUGACUCCUGCCUUUCACUAUGAAAUCCUAAAGCCGUAUGUGAAACUAAUGGGCGACGCCACUAAAACCAUGCUGGACAAAUGGGAACGUCGCCUCGUAGAUAAGAAGCCAGUGGAGAUUUCCAAUGAUGCCAGCUCCAUGACCGUGGACAGCAUCAUGAGAUGCGCCUUCAGUUACCAUAGCAACUGCCAGAUGGACAGUGAAAAUCCCUAUGUUAAAGCUGUAUAUGACAUCUCUUACUUGGUAGACCACAGGUUCCGUAAUUUUAUCUAUCAUAAUGACCUUAUUUACUACCUGAGCCCACAUGGAUUACGUUUCCGGAGAGCACUGAAAAUAGCGCAUGACCAUACAGACAGAGUAAUAAAACAGAGAAAAGAAGCUCUGAAAAGUGAGAGAGAGUUGGACAAAAUCAGGCAAAAGAGACAUUUGGAUUUUCUUGAUAUACUUCUAUGCACAAAGGAUGAAAAUGGCACACAUCUGAGUGAUAAAGAAAUGCGAUCAGAGGUGGACGCAUUCAUGUUUGCGGGACAUCAUACGACAGCCUCUGCAAUCUCCUGGAUAAUAUACUGUAUGUCCAAGUACCCCGAGUAUCAGGAGAGGUGUUACGAGGAGAUCAGAGAGGUCCUGGGAGAUCGGGACACAGUGGAAUGGGAAGACCUUGGAAAAAUGACGUACACCGCAACGUUUAUAAAGGAGACCUUGCGGCUUUAUCCUCCGGUUCCUGGAGUCGCCAGAAAGCUCAGCAAACCAAUCACUUUCUGCGAUGGGCGGAGUCUUCCUGAAGGUUCCAUGGUUAUCCUGAGCCUUUACUGUGUAAAUAGAUGCCCCAGUACCUGGAAGGAUCCAGAGGUGUUUGACCCAUCACGGUUUUCAGCAGACAGUUCAGCGAACAGACACCCUCACGCCUUUAUUCCCUUCUCAGCCGGGCCCAGAAAUUGCAUUGGGCAGAACUUUGCUAUGAAUGAGCUGAAAACCGCUCUGGCUCUGACAUUACAGAGGUUUCAGAUACUUCCAGCCCCUGACCAUGAACCAGAGAUCGUUUCCCAAGUAGUUCUCAGCUCCCUGAAUGGGAUUUAUGUGAACCUGAAGAAGCGCGGGGACUAGGAGUGGAAGUGUGAAUACGGAAUGUACAGCUGAGAGUGCAUGGGACAUUGUAGAGAUAACAAUCCUGAUACAUUUGCCGAACGACGGUAUGGGAUGAAUGAAACAAGGAUAAAGAAUGGAAAUCUAGCAGUUCUCUGAUUCACCCUACUUUCUAGAGUCCUAGUGUCCCGAAUGCUUUUUAUGGACCUAGUAGACAUUUUAUACCCAUGUCUCGAUUCAAGCAAUAAUGAACAAACCCGGCUUCCAAUCACACUAAUCACCCUCGAAAUGGGGAUUCGGUCAUUAGGUCGACACCACGUAGGUCGACAUUCAUUAGGUCAACAUGGUCAUUAGAUCAACAUGUACUAGGUCGACAGGUCAAAAGGUCGACAUGAAAUUUUUUUUAAAUACAAUUUUUGGACUUUUUCAUACUUUACGAUCCACGUGGACUACAGUUGGGAACGGUAACCUGUGCCGAGCGCAACGGUAGCAGAGCGAGGCACCUUGCCCGAAGCAUGGCGAGCGAACACGGUGCACUAAUUGGGGUUCCCCGUCACUUUACGAAGAAAACGAUACCAAAAAAAGUAAAAAAAAAAAAAUGUCGUCCUUUUGACCUGUCGACUUAGUACAUGUCGACCUAGUGAUCCUGUCGACCUAAUGCAUGUCAACCACUAGUGGUCGAUCUAAUGACUGUCAACCUAAGUUGUGCCGACCCAACGACCCAUACCACUAGAAAUGCUGGAAGUUAUUUGGCCAUAAGUAAGUGCUCGUCCAAAUUGUCCACUUAAGUGUGUGCCCAAAUUGUGCAUUGAUAAUGCUUCUCAGCUUCCGAACGGCAAAAUCAGGCCUGUUGGGGCCAGUGUAAGGGGUGGGAAACAGUUCUCAAUUCAUUUGAACUUUUUACAGUUCUUGAGAAAAUAAAAUACAUUUUCUUGAGUGGAUAAUAUUUUUGUCCCCUUUUUCUUGUAGAAUAGUAUUUUAUUUUAUUGUUGUUUCUAACAAUAAACAUUUUGGAGAACAUCACCCAACCGCUGACUAUGUACAAGCCACAACUCCAACACUCUUUGAUGUCACAGUCUGUGCAAUGGGCCACAUAACUCCAAUUCAACUGAGAUUAAAAGAUCUCUAAAAUACAUUAUAAUAUGAAAAAUUGAGCCUUUAUAAAGCAAAUAUCAUGUUUAUUUUUUUAAAUAAUUGAAUGUUUAUUACCUACCUGUUAGUGUAAUAAACAAUGUAACUUUA